GUCCCGCUCGCGGCUCCGCCCUUGUGUGCCCCGGGCACGCACGCGGGACACCGAGGCUCCAGCGCCUGCUACCCCUACUCCUGCUCAGGUCGCCUGGGCUCUCAAGACCCCCUCGCCCCCGCCCUGCUCUCCCAGCCUCUCCCCAGCAGGUCUUUGCCGUCCUGUGCCCUAGUCCUGAGCAGUGUGGCUAGAUGGAAGACCGUGGAAGUGCCUGGGCUUGAACUAAACCUAAGAUAGCAUUUAGGUGUCUUAGCUGUCCCCCCGAGACCACCUGUGCCAAGCGCAGCAUGGGUGGGGGGCUGAUUGAGAGAUAUGUGGCCGCCAUGGUGCUGAGCGCAGCUGGAGAUGCCUUGGGAUACUUCAAUGGGAAGUGGGAGUUCCUUCGGGACGGGGAGAAGAUACACCGGCAGUUGGCCCAGAUGGGUGACUUGGAAGCCAUAGACGUGGCACAGUGGAGAGUCAGCGACGACACGGUGAUGCACCUGGCUACGGCAGAGGCACUCCUGGAAGCCGGCACAUCCCCGAGCUUGGCUCAGCUGUAUUCCCUUCUAGCUAAACAUUAUCAGGACUGCAUGGGAGACAUGGAUGGCCGGGCGCCAGGCGGUGCUUGCAUGCAGAAUGCCAUGCAGCUGGAGCCCAACAGGCCCGAUGGCUGGAGGAUCCCCUUCAACACCCAUGAGGGUGGCUGCGGAGCUGCUAUGCGUGCCAUGUGCAUCGGGCUGAGGUUCCCUCACCCCAGCCAGCUGGACAUGCUAAUCCAAGUGAGCAUCGAGAGUGGCCGGAUGACCCACCACCACCCCACAGGCUACCUGGGAAGCCUCGUGUCGGCUCUUUUUACAGCGUAUGCCGUGAAUGACAAGCCACCGAGGGAGUGGGGAAGAGGGUUGAUGGAAGUGUUACCAGAAGCCAAAAACUACAUUGUCCAGUCAGACUACUUUGUGGAGGAAAAUCUCCAACACUGGUCUUACUUCCAGAAAGAAUGGGAAAAGUACCUGGAACUUCGAGGAAUUUCAGAUGGCAAGUCAGCUCCCGUCUUCCAGAAGCCCUUCGGGGUGAAGGAAAGGGAUCAAUUCUACAUCUCCCUGAGUUACUCUGGCUGGGGCGGCAGCAGUGGACACGAUGCCCCCAUGAUCGCCUAUGAUGCCCUCCUGGCUGCGGGGGACUCCUGGAAGGAACUUGCACACAGAGCCUUUUUCCACGGCGGAGACAGCGAUUCCACAGCAGCCAUCGCCGGCUGCUGGUGGGGAGUGAUGCAUGGUUUUAAAGGAGUCAACCCUUCUAACUACGAGAAGCUGGAGUACCGGCAGCGGCUGGAAGAGGCAGCGCGGGCUUUAUAUUCUCUUGGGUCAAAAGAAGACACUGCAUUUGGCCCCUAGGAGAGGGUGGUGUUUUCCUUUCCUUUUUUUUCCUGGUGACUUCUUUCUCCAUAGCCGUGGUUCUUCUCAGUCUAUUCAAGUAUUCUCAUCUCAUGCUCAGACUUUAGAGAGGACAAGUUCCUUGGUCGCCCUUAGCUCUGCCUUCUCACACGCUUUUCCUGUGUUCCCACGCUUCCCUCCUCUCCUCGGGUUCAUCUCUGUGUUUGAGAAUCUUUUUAUUUCACUUGAUGGUGUCAGCUUUUCCCCUUCCAGAAGCACCUUGUAUUUGAAUCUUUGUUUUUGAUCAUAGAAUUGUUCCAAAUGCUUUGUCCACGUUUUCCUCAAUCGGGUCCCCCACCUACCCCAAGUAGACUCGGGCAAAGAUUUGAGUGCAGAGAGUUUCUUUGGGAGGCAAUUCCAGGAAGUAGAACAGGGAAGUGAGACCAGGAGGGAAGGGAGCUCACAGGCUGUGUGAAUGAGCAGGAAUCCCCAUGGCCAUUUGAGGUGCAUUCUAUGGGGGUCCUCUGCCUGAGGCAGUCCUCAGCGUUGUCCUCAUGAAAUGCCAUGCCAGUUUUGAGUGUGCGUCCACUGACUUUGGAUGGGUUAAGGACCAUCCCCAGCAAAGCUGUCAGUUCCCUGGGACAUCUCAGCUUGUCCGUGUGCAAGCCAAACAUUAAUGUCCUCAACGCAGUGGCAAGUUAUACGGCCUGAGAACAGAGGGGCCCGUGGGGAUCCUAAGAGCAUCGUUAUCUUGGUCAGUGUUCUCUUGCUGUGAAGAGACACCAUGCUCACAGCACCUCUUAUAAAGGAAAGCAUUUAAUUGGGGCUCGAUUACAGUUUCAGAGGUUUAAUCCGUUAUCAUCAUGGCAGGAAGCGCAGUGGCAGACAUGGUGCUGGAGAGGUAGUUGAGAGUUCUACAUCCGGAUCUGCAGGCAGCAGGAAGAGAAAGACUAGGCCCGGCAUGGCCUUUGGAAACCUCAAGGCAUAUCCCCCAGACACACACUUCCUCCAACAAGGCCGGAACUCCUAAUCCUUUUAAUCCUUUCAAACAGUGCCAUGCCCUGGCAACUAAGCGGUUAAAUAUAUGAGCCUUUGGGGGCCAAUCUUAUUCAAACUACUCCAUCUGCAGGCUGUUCUCCAUCCAAAGGUUCUAAUGUACAUUACUUCCUUUCUCCCUCUAUCUUCCCCUCUCUCUUUUCUGAAAGGGUCUAUAGCCCAGGUAGUCUCUAAGACCUCAAGUUCCUAAGAUGGUCUACCUGCCUUUACCUCCUGUGCAUUGGGAUUACAAACAUUCAGCGUUGUGCCCGGUGCUGAAGAUCAAACCUAGACCUUCGUGCUCGUUAGGCAGCCAUUCUGUGAGCUGAGCUACAUCCCCAGCCCUGUACUUUAAAACGAUCAUCUCCUCCUCCUCCUCUUCCUCUUCCCUAUUCUUCUUGAGACAGGGCCUUAAUACGAGUCCGGCUGGUCUCUGACUCAGAGAUCUGCCUGCCUCUGCUUCCCGAGCGGCACGAUACAAGGUGCGCCACCAAGUCCUCUCCUAAAUCUGUUGCUUCUUUGGUUCUUUGGCGCUGUGGCACUGACUUUCUCAGCUGGAUUCCUGUUGUCCCCAAGCGGUGCAAGCUCGGUCGGCCGGAUGCUGCUGUUAGCCGUCCCCAGUGCUGGCCCUGUUGUGACCCAGAACACACUGUUCAGAGUGUUCAUCUGUUUGCUUGUCUCUGUUCUCUGCACAGACACUUGCAGGUGCUUCGCUUACUCAAUGUGGGUUAAGCGUCCAUUGCUAGGUAGCCUCCUGCCCCCCACGACUCUCCAAGUUACCUUUACAGAUAGCAAGCUGAUGGCAUCAAGCCACUAGUUGCCUUCUAGUGGGUCUGCUUUACAUCUCGAUGCUGCUUUUCUGUCGUCUUCUCCUGUUCCAUUUCACCCACAGCCCUAAUUCAUAGCGCUAUUCCCACACUGAACCUGUUGGGAGGUGGUUGGGUAUCUUUUUGGUCACUCUCAAGGGAACACGGCCUAGCAAAGGUCCAGCCGCUACAGUUAAGUCCCUAUGGCCACUUCAGUCUUCCAGGAGGCUUCCUCACCUGACUCACUGCCAAGGGUAAGGACAGGAACCCAUUUCCCUCCCUUAGCACAACCACAGAGUUCUGACCCCUGCAAGUUCUCUAGUUUCCUGGUGUUCACUGGGUUUGUGGGAGGGAGAUCUCAUCACACUAGUUUGGGGUUUGCCUUUCUAAGCCCUUGGGUUUAUUUAAAAUGAGGGGGAGGAAGUGCAGGAGACUAUGGGCAUGUUAGCAUCUGCUGAGAUCUGGGGAAGGGCUUUAACCACAGAGACAACAGGAGACCCUAGACAUCCUGUUCUGCUUGCAUGCUCUCACUUUAUCACAGGCACCCUGGGAAAUUCCAGGAUUUCUCAAGCCUCCUCUUCAAUUACCACUCUGAACCAGUGACCUUGGAAAGCAGGGAAAGGGAGGGAGGAGUGAGAGGAAGGAUGAGAACGAAGAAAAAGAUGAUCAAUGAAAUGGAUAAUGUCCAAGCACAUCAAUAAAAGUGAGGCCCCAGCACGAGCCUGUCAUAUGUAUCCAUUGGACAUGUGCCAAAAACCAGGGCAGUCCUGUGUAGGACAGACAGAGCUCUCUCAAUUCCGGGCAGUCCUAUGCAGCAGGGCAGGACAGACAGAGCUCUCAAUCCCAGGCAGUCCUGUGCAGCAGGGCAGGACAGACAGAACUCUCUCCAUCCUGUGCAAUCCUGUGCAGCAGGGCAGGACAGACAGCUCUCCAGAUCCUGUGCAGCAGGGCAGGACAGACAGCUCUCCCGAUCCUGUGCAGCAGGGCAGGACAGACAGCUCUACCGAUCCUGUGCAGCAGGGCAGGACAGACAGCUCUCCCGAUCCUGUGCAGCAGGGCAGGACAGACAGCUCUCCCGAUCCUGUGCAGCAGGGCAGGACAGACAGAGCUCAGAGCUCUCUCUCUCUCUCUCUCUCUCUCUCUCUCUCUCUCUCUCUCUCGAUUUG
Molecule: messenger RNA, 4362 nt
Organism: Microtus oregoni (creeping vole)
Lineage: Eukaryota; Metazoa; Chordata; Mammalia; Rodentia; Cricetidae
Gene: Adprh
Product: ADP-ribosylarginine hydrolase
Exons: 5
Coding region: 288-1376 (362 amino acids)
Biological process (GO): protein de-ADP-ribosylation
Molecular function (GO): ADP-ribosylarginine-[protein] hydrolase activity; magnesium ion binding
Source: RefSeq, a predicted model, not a curated record